GUGCUGGCCAGAGCGGACUGGCCUGGUGGGGGUGGGUCAGUCUGUGCGAAAAGCCCCUCUACUGAUGCUGUCGUGCAAAGUCUAGACUUUGUACUCGCUAGAGGAAAGUGACAGUCGCCCAUAACACGCCUAUCCAUCCUCUCCCAACCUCACAUCUAGCCCAUUUCCGUAGCCGCAAUGCCUCCCCCUCCGAAGCAAAAGCCCCCUCACAAAAUGUUUGUGACCAUGAACAGCUUGCGCAAUACGACGAUGUCCGUGGACGAUAACAAGAUGUACUACGAGGUCGUCACGCGCUACUGGCAUCCGAAUCUGACGAAGAUCAUCAAACACGAUUUUGAGACACGCGAGCUGGAGCCGCUUGCAGAGAUCGAGGGGAUACGAACCAAGGAACCAAAGGUCCGCUUUGGAGGGGAGAAGGGCGAAUGGGUUUCCGCGUCUGACUUCAUGAAGUUCGACCAAGACGAACCCGGAGGAACAAUCGCAACGGGUGCCGGUGUCGAAUUCCGUUGGAAAGUGCACAAGGGACAGCUUCAGCUCGUUCGUGCCGACGAUGCGGAACAGAAGCCCGUCGUCACAUUCCACCCUCAUAGAAGACACUUCUGGAUCUUCCGCAUGUCCAAGCAUGCGUACUUCGAGAUCAAGCCAGAGCCAGAGGUGACGGAGGCCUUGGACAGACUCGUUGUCAGCUACCUGCUCGUCGAAAGGCGGCGAAGGAGAAAGGGCAUCAGAGUUGUCCGAUAUGUCUCUUGAAUCUCACGUAUUUCUUUCACCCGUCUGUCAGCUGUGUAUCACGAUCAGGUCGAGCACUCGUAUCCAUGCAUUGCAGCGCAUCACCUUCCAAUCGC
Fomitopsis serialis is the source of this 845-nucleotide messenger RNA. RefSeq lists its product as uncharacterized. The transcript is spliced from 5 exons. Bases 178 to 750 code for a protein of 190 amino acids. Lineage: Eukaryota; Fungi; Basidiomycota; Agaricomycetes; Polyporales; Fomitopsidaceae. The record is from RefSeq and is a predicted model, not a curated record.